This is a messenger RNA of Triticum aestivum (bread wheat), 546 nucleotides long. RefSeq lists its product as uncharacterized. Gene Ontology annotation, molecular function: protein binding. The coding region runs from base 24 to 404 and encodes 126 amino acids. The transcript has a single exon. The record is from RefSeq and is a predicted model, not a curated record. NCBI's taxonomy places the organism in Eukaryota, Viridiplantae, Streptophyta, Magnoliopsida, Poales, Poaceae.
AUCCCGCACCCAACUUGCCGUGUAUGGAUGGAAAGAGGCUGCGGCAAUCUGUGACGCCGGCUGACCCCGUGUACAAGGUGCUCGGCGACGACAACCUACUCAUCGAGAUCCUCCUCCUAAUCGGCUACCCAACUACCCUCGUCCGCGCUGCUCUCGUCUGCAAGCGCUGGCUCUGUCACGCCUCGGACCCCGCCUUCCUCUGCCGCUUCCACAAGCUCCACCCGCCCCGUCUCCUUGGCUUCUAUGUCGACACCGGGAGGUUUUGUAGCAGCUCACGCUUCGUGCCGAUGCUACCGCGCCCCCCAGAGUUCAACGCCAUCAUCCGCUCUGCAAGCUCCAUCCUGGAUGCCUGCAGUAACACACAUAAAUUCGUCUUGGACUCCUGCAAUGCAACGUCUUCAUGAACACGUUCAAGAACUACAUUGGAGAUCCUGGAUCAAAAAAUAUAGUGCUCAGCCCCCUCUGCCCUGAGAGGGGUAUGGUCGUCAUCCCACCAUACCCACGACACAAACUCCAGGAUGGCUAUUUCUGCACUUUCAGUGAACU